AUGUCUAACCAAUCAGAAAAUGGUUUUCAGGGUUCUCAACCCUUUGUAACAGAUAAACAAUUUCAGAAUAUGUCUUUGGAUGAAAUAAGACAUAUAAUAGCACAAGAAAAAGAAGAACUUAAGAAAGAUUAUAAGGAAUUAGCGUCAAGAAGAAAAUUAAUAAAUCAGUAUAAAAAAUUGGUAGAAGCUAGACAAAAAGUAAAAAGUGGUAUUGAUAUAAGAAAGAAUCUUAAAAAGAAAGCCUCAACCAAAAUAAGGAAGAUAAAAACAUUUGAAGAGUAUUUUGAGGAAUGUAUAAAGAAUAAAAAGAUUCCCAAAGAUACUCCUGAUUAUUUACGUAAAGCUCUUGAGAGAGUUAAGUAUGAACAUGAGCAAGGAAUUAAAAUAGAAAAAUCAGCUCUUGAUAAAUUUGUUGUUAAGUAUGUUUUUGAAGGAAUACCUGGUAUUAACCCUCCUGAAUAUUUAAGUAGAGUUCAUGCUACUUUAGAAGAAUUUUUAACAAAUCAUAGGAAUAUUAAAUUUAAGAUGAUUUUAAUUUGUAUAAUGGAAAGAAUUACAGUUAAGACAGAUAGAGGAGUAGAAGAAGUAGAAGAAUUUAAAGCACAUUUUAGUACACAUACUUAUAUAAAUCUUGUAUCCACAAAUCCAGAAAAAUUAAUAAAUAAAUGUUUUAGUAAAAUUUUAGAUAGUAUAGAAGAAUUUAACACAAAUGGAAGCGGAUGGUAUUUUAAAGAGGUUUUUAAGCUUGAAGUUAAUACUUUUGAGUUUAAUCCAACUAAGGGCUCAUCUUUCAUUCCUCUUCCAGAUUGGUUAUCAAAUAAAAAAGCAAUUGUUAAUAUUAAAAACAAUGAUGAUAAAUGCUUUUUGUGGUGUAUACUGAGAUAUCUUUGUCCAAAAGAAACACAUGAAGAAAAAAUAAAAGAUUUAGAAAAGUACGAGUUUUCACUUAACACAAAAGGUAUUACUUUUCCUAUGAAAUUAAAAGACAUUUCCAAAUUUGAAAAACUUAAUUUAGAACUUCCAGGAAUAAAUGUUUUUUCAAAUGAUAAUAUGACUAUUUAUCCUUUGAGAAUGGCAGAGAGAGAUUGUAAAAAUACUAUUGAUUUAUUUUUGUAUGAAGAAGAUGGUAAUACACAUUAUACACUAAUUAAAAAUUUUAAUAGAUUGAUAAGAUCACAAAAAACUUCAAGUAAGAAUGGCGCAAUAUUUAUUUGUAAGAGAUGUUUUAGUCAUUUCACCAAAGAAGAAUUACUAGAUAAACAUAUUAAAUAUUGUUCUAAUAAUAAAACAACACUUGUAAAAAUGCCUGAACCAAAUACUUAUUUACAUUUCAAGAAUUAUCACAAACAACUUCCUGUUCCUUUUGUAGUUUAUGCAGAUUUUGAAUGCUUUACUAAACCAAUGAAUAGUUGCAGUCCUAAUCCAAAAGAAUCUUAUAAUUACAACUAUCAAAAGCAUGAACCAUCAGGAUUUUGUUUUUAUGUUAAGGGAAUAGUUAAUAAAAAAAUUACACCAAUUAUUUAUACAAAAAAAUCAGAGGAUGAAGACAUUUCAAAAGUAUUUGUAGAAAAACUUUCAGAAGUAACAAAAGGAAUUUAUAAUGACUUUUAUUUAAGACCAAAACCUCUCAGACUAACUAGUGCAGAACAAAAAUCAUUUGAAGAAGCUAAAACUUGUCAUAUCUGUAGUGGUGAAUUAAAAAAGGAUAAAGUACGAGAUCAUUGCCAUUUCACAGGACAGUAUCGCGGUGCAGCUCAUAACAAAUGUAAUCUUAUGUGUAAAAAACCAAAAGUAUUACCAGUUAUAUUUCACAAUCUUCAGGGUUAUGAUGCUCAUCUAUUUAUUAAACAACUUGCUAGAUUAGAAGGAAGUUAGAUUGUAUUCCAUCUACAGAAGAAAAAUAUAUUUCAUUUUCUAAAACUAUUAAAGUUGGGGAAUAUAAAGAUUUUAGUGGGUUAACUUUUGAUGUAAAUUUUGAAAUAAGAUUUUUAGAUUCUUUUAAGUUUCUUCAAACAUCACUUGCUAAUCUUGUUUCAAAUUUACAACCUUGUGAUUUUAUUAAUACAAAACAUGCAUUUAAAUCUAAUACAUCACUUCUUACACGUAAAGGUGUAUAUCCAUAUGACUAUGUUUCAUCAUUUGAUAAAUUAUCAGAAAAACAAUUACCCCCCCAAGAGGAAUUCUAUUCUAAACUAAAUGAUGAAGACAUAACUGAUGAUGAUUACCAACACGCUAUCCGCGUAUGGAAUACAUUUGGAUGUAAAACAAUAAGAGAUUAUCACAAUCUUUACCUAAAGUCUGAUGUAUUACUUCUAGCAGAUGUAUUUGAAAACUUUAGAAAAACUUGCCUCAAACAUUACAAACUAGAUCCAGUUCAUUAUUACACAUCUCCUGGUUUAGCUUGGGACGCAUGUCUUAAAGAAACAGGUCAGAAAUUACAGUUACUACAUGAUUAUGAUAUGUUAAUGAUGUUUGAGCAAGGUAUUCGUGGUGGUAUAACACAUAUAUCAAAAAGAUAUGCAGAAGCGAAUAACAAAUACAUGAAAAAUUAUAAUCCUAAUGAGGAGUCUAGUUAUAUUCAAUAUCUUGAGGCAAAUAACCUUUACGGUUGGGCAAUGACUCAACAACUCCCAACACAUGGAUUUAAAUGGAUGAAAAAUAUAACAGUGGAAAAGGUAGAUGAAAUUCUAGAGAAAGCAAAUCAUAGUAUGUCAAAUCUUGGGAGGAAAGGAUAUAUAUUUGAAGUUGAUUUGGAGUAUCCUCAACACCUAUGGGAAAAACAUAAUGACUAUCCUUUAGCGCCUGAGAAGAUGAUUGUAAACGGUGUUGAAAAGUUAAUUUGUCAUUUCAAACCAAGAAAAAACUAUGUUGUUCAUUAUCGAAAUCUUAGACAAUAUCUUGAGAUGGGAAUGAGGAUUACAGCUGUUCACAGAGGAAUAUCAUUUUAUCAAAGUUCUUGGAUGGAGCCAUAUAUCCGAAAAAAUACAGAACUUCGAAAGACAGCAGCCAACAAUUUUGAGAAAGACUUUUUCAAACUAAUGAAUAACUCAGUUUUUGGUAAAACAAUAGAAAAUAUAAGGAAAAGGCAAAAUAUACAUCUUAUUGAUAAUCGUAAGAAAGCUGUCAAACUAUCAAGUCGUCCAAACUUUGAUAGAUGUACAAUAUUUGAUCGAAAUCUUAUUGCAAUCCAUAUGAUAAAUACUGAAAUAUAUUUUUAUAAACCAGUAUAUGUUGGUCAAGCAAUUUUAGAUUUGUCAAAAACAUUAAUGUUCAAUUUUCAUUAUAACUACAUUAAAGAGAAAUAUGGAAAUAAAGCUGAGUUAUUGUUUACUGAUACUGAUAGCCUAAUGUUUCAGAUUUACACAGAUGAUUUUUAUAAAGAUAUAAAUUCUGAUGUUCAAGAUAAAUUUGAUACAAGUGAUUAUCCACCAAAUCAUAAAUCUGGUAUACAAACAGGAUUAAAUAAAAAAGUAAUUGGUAUGUUUAAAGAUGAAGUAGCAGGAAAACAAAUAACACAUUUUGUUGGAUUGAGACCUAAACUAUAUAGCUUUAGAGUUGAGGAUGAAAAAGAUUUAAAAAAGUGUAAAGGAAUAAAGAAAAAUGUAGUAAAAAAGAAAAUAGAUUUUGAUGAUUAUGUUAAAUGUUUAUUUUCGGGUGAAAAACAAAUGAGAACAAUGAAAAUUAUAAGAAGUGAAAAGCAUGAUAUAUAUUCAAAGGAAGUAAAUAAAAUAGCUCUGAGUAAUGAAGAUGAUAAAAGAAAGGUCUUAAAGGAUGGAGUGCACACUUUAGCUCUUAGAUAA
Molecule: messenger RNA, 3800 nt
Organism: Porites lobata
Lineage: Eukaryota; Metazoa; Cnidaria; Anthozoa; Scleractinia; Poritidae
Source: the annotation of a GenBank genome assembly